This is a messenger RNA of Patella vulgata (common limpet), 1565 nucleotides long. RefSeq lists its product as uncharacterized. The record is from RefSeq and is a predicted model, not a curated record. The transcript is spliced from 4 exons. Lineage: Eukaryota; Metazoa; Mollusca; Gastropoda; Patellidae. Bases 165 to 1127 code for a protein of 320 amino acids.
AUUUAGUAUAUAAUAACUUAUUUCUCCAAAGAAUGCUAGUGGUAUUUUUGUUCUUCGCAAAUUCAUAAUUCGGAUUUUUGUUCCAACUUUCUGUAAUGGUAUUAAAUGGUCUCGAUAAUGCAGUCAAUCAGCUGGAAAACGUAGAUAUUAUCAAAUCAUAAAUAAUGAGGACGUCUAUAAGAGAAGAGAUAAUGUACCAGCGAAAAGCCUAUGAACUGUCGGAAAUGAUCCUUGAUACUGUUUGUGCGGAAUUAGAGGAAGAGCAAAAUGUCCAAGCGCUUUUAGUUGAAAUAGAGAAUUAUAAUUCAGUUAUACAGGCAGAACAAGUUCCUGAAGAUACUCUGGAAGUUCCAGAAGCUGUAAAAACAACAAUAGUGUUAGAAAAUGAAAAUGACAAAACAGUAUCAGAAAUGCUGGACGAUUUGGAAAGAGAAUUAGAAGGAAGAGACGGGUCAACUACAGAAGGAAGAGAAGGGUCAGCUAGAGUAAAGUAUGAUGCCGAUGUUAUGAAAGAUUCGUGUUUUGGCGUUGCCCGUGCAAAAUUCAAUGAAACACAUAAACAACGAUCAGUUUUGGUAUCAAACAUGAUGGACGAUUUGGAAAGGGAAUUAGAAGAAAGAAAAGAGUUAACUACAAAAGAAAGAGAAGAGACAUCUAGAGUACAGAAUGAUGCUGACGCAAUGAAAUCUUCGUGUUUUGACGUUGCCCGUGCAAAAUUCAGCGAAACACAUAAAUUACGAAUAAUUUUAGAAGAUGAUAAAAUAAUGAAAAAAGGAAAAUGCACAGAAAAUGAAGAGAUUGGAGAUAAUAUUAUAGAUGGGGGGUAUUGUUGUCUGUUUGGGGGUUUUGGUCGGUACGACGAGGAGGUCGAUUACAGAUUGAAAAGGUUGAACCAGAUUACUACAGAAGAUUCUGUGUGUCAAGCAAAACCAGAUCCUUUAAAGACAUUUUACAACCUAUUUAACUAUAACUAUGGAAGACCGGUUGAUCAUGGCAACAAAAAUACCCAGAAUACAAAAAACGACAAGACAAAAGACGACAGUAUAAACGAAAAAGUAACAAAAUCCAGAAGAUCAGUUCGCGCAAGACUGGUAUCAUUGUUCUGCUGUGGAAGAAAAGAGGACUAAGAGAUUGUUAUAGUGAUUGUCAAAAUGUGCAAUAAUUGUAGAUUUAAACUUUUCAUCAAUGUGAUUUUUGUAUACAUGUAUUUUAUAUAUAAACUCAAACGUGGUCUGUUUCUCUGUCCAUAAAUGUGUAUUUUUUUCCAAACAUGUUGGGAGUUUUAUUUUGGUUUAAACAAGAUUUUAUUUCUAUUAUAUCAUGAUUAUUUACACUACUGAUAUUGUGGAUCUGAAAACAAGCCAUACCUUAUAUACAUUCAUCUCCAGUUUUAUUUUGAGAUAUAAUGUAGUCUACUUUAUAUAUUGUAUAUGCCCACAUAUGUAUACAUGUCUAUAUAAACAUAAUGUCAGGUGCAUAUUAUAUUUUACAAUUAGUAAAAAAAAGAAAAGAAAACUAUUUGAAUUCAUCUUUGAUAAAUUAUGAUGUAUGGAUGUGUGGGUGUG